AUGUCAGCCGACCUUGUUGAGUGGAUCUCGCUCCUCGCCAACUACUCGCUGGACCAAUCAGACGUGGCCCAGUACCGCGAGGAGUUCCAGAGCAUCGUGGCUCUCCAACUCGCGUGCCAUCUGAGCCCGCAGGAUGCGCACACGCUGCUCCUGCUGCUCACGCGGACGCUCGAGCGCGAGCCGCAUGUGGUAUGGCACACCCGGGAAGACUCGAUCCACGUGGUGGCGCUCGCCUUCUUUAAGUUCUUCCCCAUGCUCGCGCCGUCACCGCAGGGCACGCCCGAAUGGCUCGUCCCGCACGCCGAGACUAUGCUCGCGCUGCUGCUGGAGACGCUGGCCACCCGUGACCCGCAUCUCCACACCAGCCUUGUGGCCAACCUCGUGGCGCUGCUGAUGGAGCUGGUGUGUCUCCUGAGCGACCACGCUGUGGUGGGUGGUGAGCAGUGUCCCGACGACCCCUUCCUCGGCACCAUCCUCGUCUACGGUGCAGACCUGGCGUUUGGCCUCGACAAGGAUGCGCCACCGCCGCCCGCCUCGCGUCCGGCCUCGCUUGGGGCUUCGCCGGUCCAGCAAGGCGAAUCGGCGCCACGGCAGACUCUGGAUGUUGCGUCGUUCGACCAGAUCCUGGCCUACAUCUCGGGCCUGUUUGGCUUGCUAACGCCUGUCGCUGCCGCGGCAUCCGGCAGUGUUGUCGACGCUCUGCUCCCCCUCCUCGAGCCGCUCCUUCUCGUCAUCGCCUUUGUCCACGACGAUACCCUUGUUGCCCGUGCCCUCCGGCUCGCCGCUGCGUACAUUGCUUCGCUUGACACUGCGCCGCACGACACCCACGUCAAGCUCGUCGUCACUGCACUCGCGCUGGUCAAGCCCGACGCCGAUUGCGCUGUCGGCAGCGACUCGCUUGUCGCGCUCCACCAGGUCAUCGUCGCAGCCCUCCACCGCCCUGCCAUUUGUCCGCUCCUUGUCUCACGUAUGCCCGAGCUUGUCGCUGCCAUCGGCCACCUGAGCGCAUCUCUGUCCGGCGGAGGCAAAGAAGAGACCCAGCAACUGGUAGCGCUCCUUGCUGCCAUCAUCGAGCUGACAACCGGUAUGGUCGAUGCCGGUGCGCAGUAUGAGCUGCAUGCCCAAACCCUAGUCCACUACGCCGAGACGCUUCCCAAGUCGCUCUUUCCCCUCCUUGGUGAGCCUCAGCUCGCCAAGCAGGCGUCCGGCCUCAUCACCGCCCUCCUCUGCGGCUCUGAGUCGAGCGCCGCCAGGUAUGCACGGCUCGAGCGCGAUUGGCACAUUGACGCAGCUAUCGCCGCCGAGCAAAUGGUUGUGGGCUUCAGCCGAAGUGCUCAACAACCGGGGUUGGCGACCACAAAGCGGCGGCGGAUCUCUUUUGAAGACCACGACCGCUCGCUUGCGUCGGACACGCUCAUUGCCGCCCGCGAGCGCAGCGCUGAGCCAGCUGCCUCGUCGGCGUCCGAGGACGACGUCAGUCUUGCGGCGCUCUCGCAGUCGCGCCGAGGCCGACGGGGCGGCCCCCACAAGCGGCGCGGCGGUCCGCCGCCGCACCAGGCUGGCAUCGGCGUGCCGCCGCCAUCGCGGGCGCCAGUCCAUGCUGUCGCCUCGCUUCCGCGCUCGACUGCAGCGUCAGCUAUAGUCGCCGGCCUCCUCGAGCUUGUCGAACAGGAGCUCGCCCGGUCAAACGACCUGAGUCUGGACGAGCGCGUGGCUGCGCUCCGCCGCGCCGCCAGUGUCUUUGGGCUGGUCGCGCUGUUUCCGUCGGCGCGCUGCCUGCGAAUGUCGGCGUCUCUUCUCCUCGACUCGCCUGCGCACGCUAUUCUGGUUCUUGGCCACUCGUGCGCGCUCAACGAGGUUGCGUCUUGCAUCGAGUCGCUGUUCCCGUUUGUGGCGCUUGGCUCGCGAGCCGAGUUUGUCGAUGCGUGCGCGCUCUUCACCGAGGCGGUUGUCUCGCUCGACGGCCCGACCCGGCCGGAUGCUGCGCUUGCCGUCUACGCUGCACUCCCGCAUGUCGGAGCGCAGCUGGAGGUCAAGCUCGACUUGUUUGCCACCGCGAUCAAGUCGGACACACCACCAGAGACGGCGAGGCCGCUACUGAGGGCGCUCCCGCUCGUCAUCACCUCGCUCCUUCGCAACGUCGACCACGAUACGGCCCGAGUCCAGGUUGACGCGUUCCUCUUUCCGGCAGCUGCACUCCUGGCUUCGUCCAAUGCAACGUCUGAGGACUUGCUCCUUGAUCUUGGCCGCGCGCUCAGCGCUUCGCUCUGCAUCUACGCCGCGAGCACGCACGGGCGGGAGGUUGUCGCUGAUGCCGUCGCUGAAGCGCCACUGGGUACGCCCGAAUGCUCGGUGAGCGCCGCGCAGGUUUGUGCGCUUGCCAGCGCGCUAGUGCCCGACGAUGCGGUGCUCGCCAUCGCUCCGCCCGGCGCAGCCAACGCGCUCGGAGCAGCGUCGAUGCUGUUUACCUCGGCAGCACGGAAAACGUUCUCGCUCUACCCUGUUGCUGUUGCUCGGCUGGAGACGACGCACCGUGUUCCGUGCUUCUGGUGCCAGUCGGCAAACGCGGCAAGCAAGCCCGGCACGCUCACCUCGAUCCGAUUCCCGGAGCUCGAGCCUGCAUUAGAGCGGAUGGCGCGGGCCGAGUCGAGCAGGGUGCGGGAGCUUGCGCUGAGCACUCUCCUCCCAGCAGGGCUCUUCCACGCCAUCAGCGAUCGCGACACGCUCUCGCCGUCGCAGCCGGGUGCACCACAGUGGGCCUCGAUGUGGCGGGUUGCGCUAGACUCGCUCACCACGCCAGACGCCCAGGGCCAUGCUGUUGUCGGGGCCACCUGCCGGGCGGUGCUCUACCGAGCCAGCGCCGAGCUCUCUCCGGCCGACGCCGCCGAGCUGCUUGUCGAGCUCAAAGACGUGGCCGAUGCGCACGAAGCCGCUGGCGACCUCGAGAUGCAGCGAAGCGUGCUGCGUGCGCUCGGCGAACUGGGGACGGUUGCCGAGCCGGCAGUGCUCGCGGUCAUUGUGUUUGCGGUGAUGGCACCGAUGCUGCGGCCGCGGUCGCGGCACGAUGAUGUGCUGGCCGGUGAUGGGCACUGGAUCCUGAGCCAGAUGCUGCGGUGCCGUGGCGAAGACUUUGGCUCACUGCUUGACCUGGUGGCGCCGCAUCUCGCGCCGAUUCUGGUAGCCAAGCUGGCCGACUCGAGCACUGAGCUCGGGUUUGUCAUGCACCUCUUGUUUGGCACGCAGCUGGCGAGUUUUCUCCGCUCGACGCUGCGGUACUCGAUCCCGGCCAUUGUGCUUGCACAGUCGCGGGCGAACCUCGCGCAGCUUGCCAAACUGCUUGAGGCUGACCCCGCGAGGCUGCUGCUGAUGGCGAUUGAUCACACUAUUGUCUACUUUCUCACCGAACGCAAGGACGCGUUCACGGCGGCGAUGACCUUUUGCGUCGAGUACAUCGAUGUGCCGCCGCCCAAGCUGCUGCGAACGUCGAUGGUGGACGUGCUCAAGCUGCUGGUGCUCAAGCUGGGCAACGACGCGCAACAGCCGGCGGCCAUUGCCGCGCUCAAGUUUCUGGCAUACGUGGUAGAUAAGGACGGACUGCGGCGUGAGCGCGCGCUCGAGUCGCAGCCGUCUUUCCGGUCGGUCGACCUCGGCAAGCUCCUCUCGCCGCACUUUCUGGGCAUUCUCGACACCGCCAACUCGGCGCUGGCAGCCGAGACGUCGACGACGUGGAACAAGCGCGAGGUGGUCGCUGCGCUUGCACGGCUCAUCGAGUGCAUGGACGUGCACAUUGGACCGAUGCGGCUGCAGCUUCUGGGGACGCUCUCGCGGGCCAUGGAGCAGCCGGAGCUCGUGGCCGAGGCGUGCAAGGCGUGGAACGCGUUUCUCAACGUGUACUCGGUCGAGGCCAUGGGUGCCAUGCUCACCUCGGUGGUGGUCAUUCUGGCGGCGCAUGCGCAGGCUGCGCCCAAGGCCGCGCUGCCGAUUCUUCGGCGCAUCUUUAUGGACAACUCGGAGGCCAUCGCACCGCUGCUCAAGGACCUUGUGCUAGUCAUCGACGCGAUGCUCGCUGCCAAUGCGCACGAGAUGGCGAACAUGCUGCGGAAGCAGCUCGUCCAGCGCCCGUUGCAGGAGCUCAUCAGCCUUGUGGUUCGCGGCCUCGGGCACGACUCGCCCAAGGUUCGGCUCAUGUCACUUGUCUUUCUCCGCAACAACGUGCUCCUCCUCAAGACCCGGCCCAAGGUCCGGUACAUGGUGCUGGUGGCGUCGGGCACGCUCCCGCCGGCGCAGGUGGCCACGAUGCUCGGACUGCAACAAUCGAUGACAAAGGAGAAGCUCGAAGAGCUGAGGCAGAUCGCCGAGAAUUCGGCCGACGUCGGCGCGCUCCUUCCCGCCCUCCUCGAGUGCUGUACCGAAUCUGACGAGGCGAACCGGCGAGCCGCCGGCGAGGCUCUCGGCGCGCUUGGCGCCCUCGACCCGGCCCUUGUUGUCCGGCGGAACGGGCGGAGCGGGUCGGUCAAGGCCAGCUUUGCUUGCGACGAGCCGUCACUCAUUGUGGAGCUCAUCGAGACGCACCUCCUCCGGGCGCUGGCGCGGAUGCAGGGUUCCGACGAGCAGGUCUUUGCCUCGUACACCAUCCAGGAGCUGCUGAGCGUGGGCGGGUGCAACGCCGAGACGCCUGCGCGAGCCAAGGGCCUCCUCAACUGCGAUACCAUCCACCAGCAAGGCGUGGCGGUGUGGCGCAAGCUCUCGACGCGGGCGCGCGAGAUUGUGCAACCGUUCCUCUCCACCGGCUACACGGUCAGCCUUGUGGCGCCGAUCGAGGGCGAGGUCUUUGUGGCGCUCGACGCCGACAAAGCGUCGUACGAGGGCUGGCUCUCGGGCUGGGCGUACCAGCUCACGUGCAUGGCUGCUGGUGAGUCGGCGGAGCUCUUUCAGGCCUGCCGAGCGAUUGUGCAGAUCGAUGUCAGCGUGGCACAGGUCCUCCUCCCACACCUUGUGCUCAACGUUGUGAGCAUCAUGCCCGAGAGCGGCGGCGGCGGGCGAGCCGGCUCGCGGACAGCAACCACGCCGAUAUACCUUGACGCGCUCGUUUCCGAGAUUGUGGCGGUGCUCUCGGCCGGUUCCAGCCAGUCGGCCCGCAGGCUGCCGGCAAGCGUGGUCCAGCCUGCGAUGCAGACCGUCUUUACGCUCCUCAAGCAGCUCGAGGACUUGGUGGCGAGCGAGCGGCGGGCAGAAGCGGCGGCGCGGAAGCACAACGAGCGACGGUCGUCGCGGACGUCGCCGGCGCGGUCGCGGUCGCGGGCGCGCGGGCGCGGGGCGAGCGGGGUCGGGCGGCGACAAACGCCGCGGGCGCUUGCCGGCGUGACCAAGCUGCUGAAAGCCAUUCCGCACUCGCUCCUCGCGCAGGCCUCGGUCCAGUGCGGAGCUCACGCGCGCGCGCUGUGGCACAUGGAGGCGGCGUGUCGAAGCAAGCAUGCGGUGAUGGCCGAGGCCGAGGCCCAGCCGGGCUCUGUGGUGGCGCAGGCGGCCAAGGCGGCGCAGCUUGCGGCCAAGGUGCGUGGCGGGCCGGGCGGCCAGGGCGCAGCAGCGCUGCUUGCGACGGCGUCGUCCAACUCGACGAUCAACCACGUGACGCCGAUCCUGGCACGGCUUGUGCUGUCGAGCUCGGAGCUUGCGCUGAUGCAAGAGGUGUUUGCGCGGGUUGGCGACCCGGACCUCAAGGUCGCGCUCUCGGCAUUCCGCAAGUCGCUCUCGCUCGACGAGCAGAUUCUGGAGCUGAAGAACAGCUCCAAGUGGGACGAUGCGAUCUCGUGCUACGAGCAUGCUCGCGAGGUCGACCCGUCGAACGCCGAGUACGUCAUCGGCCUGCUCGAGUGCCUACAGCACACGGGGCGGUGGGAGCUGAUGCUCUCGCUGGUCAACGCGCACAUCACAUCGAAGCUUGUGACGACGACGGCGGACGCGGCAGCGUCAAUAACCGAGUACGGCCUUCACGCCGCGUGGCGGCUGGGCAAGUGGGACAUGCACGAGUUUUACGACUCAGUCCUUCCGGCCGGACUCGCGCGGCGGGGUGGCAGCAUGGGAGGUGGAGCCGGCAAGCCGUCGUUUGAGAUCCACGUCUCGAAGCUCUUGCUGCUAAUGCGAGCGCAGGAGGCGGCGCCGUUUGCCGACGCGCUCGAGACAGCGCGCGCCGACGUGGCGGCUAGUCUGGCCAUCGGCGUAGCUGACUCGUACUCGCGUGCGUACACCGAAAUGGUCCAGCUCGGCCUCCUCAUCGAGCUGGAAGAGGCGUUUGCCUUUCGCGGGCUAAGCGCCAACGCUGCCGAAGCGCGGAACCUGCUCGCCGAGUGGCAGUCGCGACUGGAGCUGCUCUCUGCCUCGACGGAAGCGCGUGCGCUGACGCUGCAUGUGCGUGCAUCGGCACUGCGCGUCCUCGGCUGGGCGCAGGACGAGGGCGCGGCGUGGGUGGUGCUUGCGGGCCUGUACUGCGACUCGAAGCGGUUCCCUGCAGCGACGACAUCGCUUCUUCGGGCGCAGGAUCUGGGCCUCACUGUGUUUGUCGAGUCUGCCAAGGUCAUGUGGGCGCGCGGCGAGCAGGAGGACGCACUGUCGUUCCUGGAGAAGGAGGCGGCGUUUGUGGAGGCGCGCGCGAUUGAGCAGGCCGAGGAGCUCUCAACCGGAGCGUUGUCGGAAGUUUCGGCCCGGACCGGAGCCGGCGAAAGCGGCCGGCGCGAGAAGAAGCGUGCUGAGACGUUGCUGCUGAUGGCACAGUGGAUGGAGGCAACGAACAAGCUGUACAAGCGGACGAUUCAGCGGUACACACAGGUGACCAAGACGUACCAAAAGUGGGAGGAAGGCUCGUUCUACCUCGGCCAGUACUACGAUCGCCUCCUGCGCGAGUUCAAGAAGCAGUUUGUGCUCGCGGCGGAGCGGAAGAAGCGGCGACGGAAGGGUGGCAGCUCGGCAGGAGCGACGAUGGCGACGAGCGCAGACAUCCAGCACCCAGACUUUCUCACAUACCUCCAGCAAGUGCUCAAGUACUACGGGCGGUCACUGCUCUACGGGGCAGAGCACAUUUUCCAGUCGCUGCCGCGGAUCCUCACACUCUGGCUCGACUUUGGCAUGGAUGUGCACGCGGCUGGGCCGAGCGGCUCACCGCGGUCCAAGGGCGGGAAAGGCAGCGCCGCGCGUGACGGCACGCCAGCAGAGACGUUGAAGCAGUGCAACAAGUUCAUGUUGCAGCUGCUGAGCCGAAUGUACGAGCAUCAGUGGCUGGUGGCGUUCUCGCAGGUCAUCUCGCGCAUCGCGCACCCUGUCAAGUCUGUGUACGAGGUCUUGGAGCAGAUCAUCCUGCACGUCAUGCGGGCGUUUCCGCAGCAGGUGCUGUGGAGGCUAGUGGCGGUGGCCAAGCUCAACGGCGUGCGGCGAGAGCGUGCGCUAGACUUGCUCAAAAAGGCGGAGCAGUUUGGCGGCGAGAUGAAGCGGCUCAUUGCCGAGUUCCGCGACGUGACCAACGCGUUCCUCGAGGUGUGCAACAUAAGCUUGCCCAAGACAAAGUUCGAGAUUACGGUCUCCAAGUCGCUUCCGCGGCUGAGGGAGAUCAUGCCGCUGAGCGUGGUCAUUCCGCGGCAGGCAGCGCUCUCGGCAUCGCCGCUGAGCGGGUCCGAGGCGCACUACGUCCCGUUUCCGGCAGACCUGCCGUGCAUCGAGUCUGUGGCAGACAAGAUCGAGGUCCUGCGAUCGCUGGCCAGGCCGCGCAAAGUGACCAUCCGCGGCUCGGAUGGCAACUCGUACUUUUUCCUCUGCAAGCCCAGAGAUGACCUGCGGCGCGAUGAACGGGUCAUGGAGGUCCACACCAUGCUUAACAAGCUCAUGAAGCGCGAUGCCGAGUCGCGGCGGCGGCGGCUGCACAUCCGCACUUAUGCAGUCGUUCCGCUCAACGAGGACUGCGGCCUCAUCGAGUGGGUGAACAACACAGUGCCGCUGCGGCCCAUUCUCAACCGGUUCUACUCGGAAAUUGGCGUGAACAAUCUCUCGUCGUCGCUCCGGAAUUGGUACAAGGAAGCGAGCGAUGCCGGCGUCUCGCAGAUCGACCUCUACGCUGACAUCCUGCGCAAGCUCCCGCCGCAGCUGCACAAGUGGUUCCUGGCCGAGUUUGCCGAACCAACGGCGUGGUUGCAGGCGCGGACGGCAUACUCGCGAUCGCUGGCGGUCAUGUCGAUGGUGGGCGCAGCCAUCGGGCUCGGCGACCGCCACACCGAGAACAUUCUGUUCGACUCGCAGAGCGGCGAGGUUGUCCACGUUGACUUUAACUGCAUCUUCUGGAAGGGCAGCUCGUUUGAGACGCCUGAGCUGGUCCCCUUCCGGCUCACCCCCAACAUUGUCGACGGCCUUGGCCUCACCGGAUAUGAGGGCCCGUUCCGGUCGGUCUGCGAGAUUGUGCUCCAGCUGCUGCGCAACAACAAGGAUGCGCUGCUUUCGGUGCUCGAGUCGUUUAUCCACGACCCGCUCAUCGAGUGGGCACGCGGCAAGUCGGCGGCGCGCGAUGCCGCCGGCGGCGGCGGCGGCGCCAAUCCGCACGCGCUCAAGGUCAUCCGCCUCAUCGAGCUCCACCUCGAGGGCCGCAUGGUCGACGCCUCGUUCUGGAUGUCGACGCCGUCGCACGUCCAGCAGAUGAUCGACGAGGCGACAUCCAAGACCAACCUGUCGGCCAUGUUCAUCGGCUGGGCUCCGGCGCUGUAGCGACGACCGUGGGUCGCAGGGUGUAAACCACGCAGACGUCGGAAACGUCUUACGACGAGUCAGAGUCAGAGUCAGAGUCGGGCUCGUCCCGCGG
This is a messenger RNA of Thecamonas trahens ATCC 50062, 8836 nucleotides long. Its product is annotated as atypical/PIKK/ATR protein kinase. The transcript is spliced from 2 exons. Lineage: Eukaryota; Apusomonadida; Apusomonadidae. Gene Ontology annotation, cellular component: nucleus. The coding region runs from base 1 to 8742 and encodes 2913 amino acids. Gene Ontology annotation, molecular function: protein serine/threonine kinase activity; protein binding. Gene Ontology annotation, biological process: DNA damage checkpoint signaling; protein phosphorylation; telomere maintenance. The record is from RefSeq and is a predicted model, not a curated record.